AUGAGUUCAAUGCGUAGCGAUACCAUAUGUGAUAUAUUAGGUCCAUAUGAUGAACUUAACGAACGGCAGCUACCAACCAUAGGGGAUGUCAUCAAAUUUAUUUUAUUUGUUAAGAAUGACCUGAAACUAAAAUGUAAUGGCAAGGAUCUAUCUAAAAAAAUUCAAAAUAUCUGGAUAAAAGCUUCCAUUCCAAUCGUAUCUAAUGAUCGAGUUUUACAACUCUUAAAAUCUUAUUUUGAAAAAUAUCUCACUUUGAAAAGAUAUCCCAAGAGCAAAAGACAUGAUAGUUUUGAGAAAAAACUGAAAUGUUUUUCAGAUUUAUCAAAGAGGCUUUUUGAUGUGGCUUCAUGUAAAUGUGUCUUAUUUGAAGCAUGUGUAUGUUUGAAAAAUAAAAAAGUUCCUGUUAACGAAAGACAAUUUUUGAUCGAUCAAAGAAAUGAGAGAAAAAUGGCUAUAGGUGGCAUCGAUAAACAAGAAACGGUCAGAUUGAGGAAACGACAGGCAAGACAAUUUGAACGUUCAAUGAAAGGAGUCAAAAAGUUUUGCUCAACACAAGGUUCUAAUAUUGUUUCAACAGCUUUGGAGGAAGACGAGACGCAUAUCAAUUUUUCCAAAACCAACCUGGCAACAGAAACACUUCUGACAAACCUGUCAUUUACAAAUACACCAACAACAUCAUUCGCUAAUCGAAAUUUACUGCAGUUACCAACAUUGGCAAAAGUUUGUGAUAGAUAUCGAUUGUCUACACGAUCUGCUGCUGCUGUUGCUUCUGCCGUUUUAGUUGACGUAGAUGGCUGCACUUCAGGUCCUAGAGAAUAUCCAGAGCCUAUUGAAAAACAAUUAGCUACUUGCGAAAAUAAAACUACGUUGCUUUUUCAACCACUGACCGGUCAUUUGCCUGAUUUAACGAAAAAUGUAGUUAAUGAACUGAGUAUAGAUCAAAAAUAUCUCUAUGAAAUAUGUCAAGCAGUAUUAACUGGUUCCUGUAGUCCUGAGCUCGCAAACCGUCAACCUGGAAAUCUAUCUCAUUCAAGAUGGCUUACUUGUGCCAACCGUUUACUUAGACUAUAUGUAAGUACUCCUGAUCCAUCAGAAAGUUUGCAAAUACUUGUCGAAUAUGUAGUUAAAGUAUAUGCUCCUAUUUGGUUUUCAAUUAAACAAAAAACAUCUUUUAAAGAUGGAGCUAAGCAUAUUUUUAAUUUAAUUUUAUUUUCUCGAUAUUUACCAACAAAUCUAAGAACAAUUGUAAUUGAGAGAAAUGCUUUUUAUGCACAUCCAGAAAACCUUCUUGUUAGUAUGUUAUUUGACGACAGAGACUAUAUUCGGGAACUAGCAUGUCGAAGAAUAAUAAAAGCUAGAAAUACUGACAAUGGUUUCAAACAGAAAAUAUUUAAAACACCGAAGCUUAACUUCUCUGCUAAAGAUUAUACUGAAAUUAUUUCGUGGCAGGAGUGUCAAGUUACAGUAACACCUGUGCUUCGGGAUGUUACUAAUGACGAACUCAAAAAGAUGGCAAAAGAUGGAAGCCUUAAAAUUGUUGAUUUUCCUUGCCACACACAAUCAGUAGAGAGAUGUGUUAAACUGGUAACAGAAGCAUCACAGAGUGUGACUAAUGUUAAUUCGAGAGAUGGUUUCGUAAGAACCACGUUACAAAGUCGAGCUGAAUUUCCAAUUUUCGGACAUAAAAAUAUAUUCAAAUUUUAA
Helobdella robusta is the source of this 1704-nucleotide messenger RNA. RefSeq lists its product as hypothetical. The transcript is spliced from 2 exons. Bases 1 to 1704 code for a protein of 567 amino acids. NCBI's taxonomy places the organism in Eukaryota, Metazoa, Annelida, Clitellata, Rhynchobdellida, Glossiphoniidae. The record is from RefSeq and is a predicted model, not a curated record.